UGGAUACUUCACCCUCCCUCGAACAUAACCCUAAAGAUGAACGAUGAAUAGCGGAUUUUGUGUAGCAUAGAAAUGCUGAUGAAGUGGUGACAAGCUUUUGUACUGCAAGCCUGUGGGAUAGUAUUAUAGCUUUUUGAGAUUUAUAAUUAUUUAACAUGUCUCGAGGUAGUAGUGCUGGUUUUGAUAGGCACAUAACAAUAUUUUCUCCAGAAGGAAGACUCUAUCAAGUCGAAUAUGCUUUCAAAGCAAUCACACAGGGUGGAUUGACAUCUGUUGCCCUGAAGGGAGCUGACACUGCAGUCAUUGCUACGCAGAAGAAAGUUCCUGACAAGCUUCUUGACCCGUCCACUGUCACCCAUCUGUUCAAGAUCACUGACACCAUUGGCUGUGUCAUGACGGGCAUGAUUGCGGACAGCAAGUCGCAGGUGCAGCGUGCUCGCUACGAAGCUGCUAACUUCAAGUACAAGAAUGGCUACGAGAUGCCCAUCGACAUGCUUUGUCACCGCAUUGCUGAUAUAUCUCAGGUGUACACCCAGAAUGCGGAGAUGCGGCCACUAGGGUGUAGCAUGAUGUUGAUAGCCUGUGACAAGGAGGGAGGACCCAAGGUGUAUAAGACUGACCCGGCUGGCUACUUCUGCUCGUACCGGGCCAUCAGUGUGGGGGCUAAACAGACUGAAGCCAAUAGCUACUUAGAGAAGAAGCUCAAGAAGAAGCAGGAUUAUCAGGGAGAUGAAGCUAUCCAGCUGGCAAUAUCCUGCCUCUCCACUGUGCUGUCUGUGGACUUCAAGCCUUCAGAGAUCGAGGUUGGAGUCGCGUCCAAGGACAACCCAAAGUUCAGGGUGCUCAAUGAGGGAGAGCUGGAUAGACAUCUAACGGCUAUUGCAGAAAAGGAUUAAUUACAAUUUGGUUUUGUUUCUUAAAAAGUGUUUUGGUACUACAACAAAAAUAUAAGUUUAAUAACGCUA
This is a messenger RNA of Homalodisca vitripennis (glassy-winged sharpshooter), 965 nucleotides long. RefSeq names its product proteasome subunit alpha type-6-like. Gene Ontology annotation, cellular component: nucleus; proteasome core complex; cytosol. Gene Ontology annotation, biological process: ubiquitin-dependent protein catabolic process. The record is from RefSeq and is a predicted model, not a curated record. Lineage: Eukaryota; Metazoa; Arthropoda; Insecta; Hemiptera; Cicadellidae. Bases 156 to 896 code for a protein of 246 amino acids. The transcript has 7 exons.